ACAAACAACUGACAAAACUCAAAAUACUCGACAUAACCUCACACAGCGAGUUUCAACGGGGAAAAAACUUUAUUUCAAGUUGAAAAUUUGUUUCAAUUAAAUCCUGAUCAAGACACAGUGUAACAAUCCGUGACAAUGUCCAAUUUCGAUUUGAAUGCCAUAUCAACAGCUCUGAAUGAGCCACCUGCACUUUCCGGUGUUAGUUUCCUGGGAAAAGCCCUCAAAUGGGAAACGGAAGCAGCCGCCAAGGAAUUGAUUGAAGCCAUCGAUGCGUGCGCCAGUCUGCAGUUUUUAAAUCUAGAAGGUAACACGUUGGGCGUGGAAGCCGCCAAGGGUAUCGGUAAGGCGCUGGAAAAACGCCCGGAAUUGAAGGAAGCACUAUGGAAGGAUUUGUUCACCGGGCGGAUGAAGACGGAAAUUCCACCAGCACUGCGUGCUAUGGGGGACGGAAUGGUGGUAGCCGGAGCCCAGCUGACAGUACUCGACUGUUCGGACAAUGCGUUGGGCCCGAACGGGAUGACCGGGUUGGUCGAUCUGCUCCAGAGUCCCGUUUGCUACACGCUGCAGGAAUUAAAACUGAACAAUUGCGGACUUGGCAUCGAAGGUGGAAAGAUGUUAUCCCGAGCCCUUCUAGCGUGCCACGCUGCUAGCAAAGAAAAAGGGAAACCAUUAGCUCUGAAGUUGUUCAUUGCUGGGCGAAACCGUUUGGAAAACGACGGUGCCAAAGCUUUAGCCAACGUUUUCGGGACACUCAAAUCGCUGGAGCACAUAGAAAUGCCCCAAAACGGAAUCUAUCAUCCGGGCAUUACGGCCCUGUCGGAAGCUUUCAAACAGAACACUAAUCUGCGCAUCCUGAACCUGAACGACAACACUAUCGGGCCUCGUGGGGCGCAGGCCGUUGCCGAAGCCAUCUACGAUAUGCAAAACCUAAAGGAAAUCAAUUUCGGAGACUGUUUGUUGAAAACAAAGGGAGCCAUCUAUCUCGGAGAAGCUCUGCAGGAAGCGCAUACAGCUAUUGAGAUUUUAAACUUAGGGUUCAAUGAAAUUGGUCCUGAAGGUGCGUUUGCCAUUGCUGGGGCUACUUACAAUAAGAAUAAUUUAAAAAGUCUAACUCUGGACGGAAAUCAGUUUGGAUACGACUGCCGGGAGCAGUUGAAGUUCACCUUAAAUGAGUAUGGUAGACUGGAUGCUUUGGGAUCUUUAGAGGAGGACGAUUCUGAAGGUGAAGAAGAAGACGAAGACGAUGAAUAUAACGACGAGGAGGAAGUUGAAGAAGAAGAAGAAGAGGAGGAUGAAGAAGAUGAAGAAACAGACGACAAGGCAGAAUCGGAUGGCGAAGAAUCUGACGAAGCUGAAGCUAACGAAAUUCGUAAUAUCCAGAAGGCAACUGCUGAACCAAAAAUCGAAAGACCUUUACUAUCAAAUUGCACAAUUGAUUUGGAUCAAACUUUACCAAAUACCGUUGAAUCCUACUGUCAAACGGAUUUUCCAUCGGAAACUAUGUUCGAUGCACUGGGCGAAACCGACAAAACGGCAGCAUUCCGAGAAUACCUGAAAACACUUUCGGGCGAAGACUACCUGGUGUAUUUAGCCUUUACCAUACUUAAAUUGUCCGAGAUAUCAGAUAAAAAUGCGGAAGCACUAGUCGUUACAGAAGCACUUUUUGCCGAUGUAUAUGAGUAUGCCAAAAACAACAAUCGCCUUAAAAGCCUGAGGAACUUCCUGUUGAUUCAGCUGGGAUUACUGAAGUCCGAAGAAAAAUCCUUCAAACCGGGCUACAAUAUUCAAGGCUGUCGGCAUGCCCUCAAGAAUGCCAUGAGUAAAAAUAUCAUCCCAGAGGAGGAGCAAAGCUUUUUCAAAGUGUUCCUGGAACAUAGGGGUUGAGUCGAAUAGUUCGUUUUCCGUAAAAUUACAAUUGUAAUGUUUUUAUUUUAAUGCUAAGGUAAUUUAUGCUCCCCAAUAAAUUCAAA
Molecule: messenger RNA, 1970 nt
Organism: Uranotaenia lowii
Lineage: Eukaryota; Metazoa; Arthropoda; Insecta; Diptera; Culicidae
Gene: RanGAP
Product: ran GTPase-activating protein
Exons: 3
Coding region: 136-1884 (582 amino acids)
Biological process (GO): signal transduction; activation of GTPase activity; nucleocytoplasmic transport
Cellular component (GO): nucleus; perinuclear region of cytoplasm; cytosol
Molecular function (GO): GTPase activator activity; small GTPase binding
Source: RefSeq, a predicted model, not a curated record